AUGAGGCAGAAGAAGGAGAUGCGGGAUCUUGGCUACAACGCCACCGCCGUCCAGUCCGGCGUGUGGACAACGGCUUCCGAACGCUUGGCUGCAAACACGUUUCCAUGGUUCGUACGCCGCGUGCUAGCAAUUCAGAGCGAAGCCGACCAGUCUGGCGCCCCGGGGUCCACGAUGCUGCUGUAUGGGAAUGUGGUUUGCAGCCUUACGCCGUUCAGAACCAACAGUGCGGCCAACACUGGGCUUUUCGCAUUCAACCAGCCCUAUGAGGCAGGUCAGUCAAGCUCCGUGACGUCCCAUCCGAUCAACUCGGAUGGCUCUCGCGUUCUGCCAGGAGAGCUUGGCGAACAGGUCACUAUUGGCUUCGGAACAGGCGAAGUUACUGGAGAGUUUGCCAGAGACCGGGUGUGCUUCGGCGGAUCGAGCCAGAACAGCUCCGGAAAUGCCACGGAGACUCCCGAGACAGCCGUGGACUAUCGGCCGGUGUGCGUUGAGAUGAGCCUCAUCGUCGCGGUGGAGAUGUCUACCCAGCCCUUUAAGACCUUCCAGUUUGAUGGCAUCCUUGGUCUGGGACUCUCUGGCCUCACGAUGAACAGGAACUUCAGCGCUUUUGACAUGAUCGUGCAGUCUGGGAUGGCUGCGCAGCCCAUCUUCAGCGUCUUCCUCUCCGAUGGCGAGUUUGGCGAGCAGAGCGAGGUGGCCAUGGGUGGUGUGGACCCACGCCGCCUCGUGGAACCCAUCUCAUGGAGCGACGUCGCCAUGCGCGACCUGGGCUACUGGCAAGUACGCAUCCGCUCCGUGCGCAUCGGUGGAGAAGAGCUGGACAUCUGCUCGGACGGUACGUGCCGCGGUGUGGUUGACACUGGCACGUCCCAUCUGGGGAUCCCUGCACCCUGGGACAAGGAGGUGGAGAAGCGGCUGAAGCGCCAAGCUGGCGACCUUCUUGAUUGCCGAAAUGCGGAGGCUCCCGAGAUCGAAAUUGAGCUGCAGGAGGGCAAGGUCAUAACCUUGUACCCCUUCAACUACAUGCGCCGGCUGCCGCUGCGAGAGGGCGUCUCUGUGGGAUCUUCGAAAGGCGUUCAGCUGAAGCAGCCCGAGUCCCCAGCGACGGAGGCUGUGGUGCUUCUGCAAGGAGAUGGCAUUGGGGCGCCGUCGCCCCCGUCGCCGCCAUCUCCCGUCGGGAACAGCUCAGAGCAGCCCGUGGAGCGGCAUUGCAGCCCAAGGCUCAUGGCAGUAAAGCUGCCCGAGCCUCUGGGUCCGAAACUCUUCAUUCUCGGGGAGCCGGUGCUCCAUCGCUACUACACUGUCUAUGACUGGGAGGAGAAGAAGGUGGGUUUCGCUCUGGCCAACAGCCGACAGAACUCCCUGGAUCCCACCACGUUACGCGGUCAGAAGGGAGAAUUGCCCAAAGAGGUGGACAUGCUCCUCAUGCAGCAGCAGAUCAAGGUGACACGCGCCAAAGCCGUGGAGGGCGAUCUCGAGGAGGAGACCCUCUUCCUGCAGGUGCAUGUGCAGGUGACCCUGAAGCAGAUCUAA
Messenger RNA from Symbiodinium natans, 1533 nucleotides. NCBI's taxonomy places the organism in Eukaryota, Dinophyceae, Suessiales, Symbiodiniaceae. The record is from the annotation of a GenBank genome assembly.